AUGCUAUUACUAUUUAAAGCGAGGUUACACAUACAUCACCUUGUUUAUCGAGCUUAUUUCAGAUUUCAGGUAUGGCUGGAAUUGUGUCGUUAUCAAGAGAAGAUUUGCUGUCCAUUCUCUCGGAUCACAAGGAUGUUGAACAUAUCAAGUUUUUAGCCGAUAGCGAUAAAUUGGAAAUCAAAGAAAUCGGUGAUGGUAACUUGAAUGAAAUCCAUCGAGUGCAGCAUAAAGAUGGUCAAAGUUUAAUCGUUAAAUUUGCCCCACCCUAUGUCAAGUGUAUCGGACCAGAGUUCCCCUUAGCUACGAAUAGACUAGACAUCGAACACAGAGCACUUGUGAAGUACAACCAGCUAUGUCCAGGGCACAGUCCCAUACCGUACUUCAACGACCAGGGAAAGCAUUUGUUUGCAAUGGAGGACCUAAAGGAGCACGAAGUACUGCGUUCACAGUUGAUGAGGGGGGAACUGAAUAUGCAAGCAGUCACUAAGCUAGCCUAUUUCACCGCAUGUCUCCAUCGAGAGACCCACGUGGCCAAGCUUGGAGAGGAUGAAAUAAAAGUGAUGGAUCAGCAGUUUAAAAAUGAACCAAUGGUAGAACUCACUAACAAUUUUAUAUUCACAUAUCCUUUCAUCAAGGAUCAACCUACAAAUAAAAUUGCAGAUCAAGUGCUUCGUAAAGCAAAUGCAAUAGUUUAUGAUAGCCCAAGAUUAUUAGAAAAUGCCGCAAAGAUGAAGCAGAUAUUCUUAACGAAGAAGGAGGCGUUGGUACAUGGUGAUCUACAUUCCGGUUCGGUAAUGGUCAAGGAGGACUCUAUUAAGGUAAUAGACGCAGAAUUUGCCUUCGUCGGCCCAUGUGCGUUUGAUCUUGCUCUGAUUCUAAGUCAUUAUAUUAUCUCCCACUACCAACACAUGUUGACACGCAAAGACAAUCAGCUCCACAGACAGUUUGCUUACAAAUGUAUCGAUGCUUGCCACAAAACAGUUGAGACGUAUCUCACACAUAUGACUAGUUACCAUGGAAACAAAGAUGAAUAUAUAUCUAAUCUUAUGUCUGAAACAGCCGGGUUUACUGGAUGUGAACUAAUACGAAGGGUCCUUGGAACAGCUCAUGUGGAGGACAUUAAAGACAGUCCAAGUGCAGAGGAGUGUGUCCUAGAUGCUGGGGGUAGACUACUAAAUGCUUAUGAACGUAUACACUCUAUAGACAGAAUAAUGUUCAUUGGAUUAGCGAUGUGUUAGAUCAGAUCAGGGACAGACUUGAAGAUUGUCAAAGAUUGGAGCUAAUAAAAAUAAUGUGUAAAUGGAAUGGUCGCUUUUUAAAAGUUUGGACCAUAUUUCUGAAAGUUUUGGCACAUUUUAUGUUGACAGCGAAACUGCAAACGCUUCUUUUAGCUCUCCAUUCCGAUGCAUAUAUGCCCCAAAAUUGAAAAUUACUUGAGACGACCACGGCCGUAGUAGUCGCCAUGGAAUCAAAGCAAAACCUUAGAAAUUACACG
This is a messenger RNA of Owenia fusiformis, 1495 nucleotides long. NCBI's taxonomy places the organism in Eukaryota, Metazoa, Annelida, Polychaeta, Sabellida, Oweniidae. The record is from the annotation of a GenBank genome assembly.